Penicillium hordei is the source of this 2229-nucleotide messenger RNA. RefSeq lists its product as uncharacterized. Bases 1 to 2229 code for a protein of 742 amino acids. The transcript is spliced from 3 exons. The record is from RefSeq and is a predicted model, not a curated record. Lineage: Eukaryota; Fungi; Ascomycota; Eurotiomycetes; Eurotiales; Aspergillaceae.
AUGAAGUUAAUAUUGAGCGGUCUGGUGCCUAUGGCUGCCGCUACAACAGUGAUCGCAGUGGCUUCCUGGCUUAUGGCUCAAGGGAUCUGGAAUCUCAUGACCCGCUGGCUAUGUGCCCUCGCUAAUAUCGGAGACGCCAAGACUUCCGCCGUGUUACCAGGGCCCUCGGAUCUGAGGAAUUUAGUGUCGCAUAAACCUCGGCUUUGGACACUUGUGGGCACCGGAGUAACGAUCGGACUCUGGAUGAUCCGGCCGUCAAUCCCAUACAAUCAUAUGACGGGGGCUCUGCCUUUCACCAUGCUCGGCGAACACUCUCGGGCUCGUCGGAUGACCAUCGAAACAUUCCCGCUCCCUGAAUUACUAGCGGAGGAAUAUCAGGAGCCUGCAAAUGGGCACUAUAAGGGGUGGGCACCGACAUUGGAUGACUCGGGUAACACUGCCUAUGGAAAUAAUAAACCAGCCUGGGCGCGAGGCCCUCUUCCUGCUGCGUUUGAGAGAUGGAUUGUGAAUCCCGAUUCAAAUUCAAACACGGACGGAAUUAGCUUGGAAAUUAGUUUGGAGGCGCCUAAUUCGACCGUUCAAAGUCUGUCCAGGAGAGGCGAAAACGAAUCCGAUUCUACAAACCAGAACAAGACAGCCGAACCGCGACACUAUUUCUAUAAUCCUGUUCAAGAUCCCAUGAGGAUAAGCAACCUUGAUCUGGAACCACUUGGUCCUCUGCAGGAGGCUCUGAAGGACCAUGCCAUUCCGAUCAACCACAUCGUCUUUGUGUUCUUGGAAAGCGGUCGAAAGGACCUCUUCCCCCUCAAAAACGAUUCUCGCUUGUACAACCAAAUCCGUGAAUCAUAUGAAUUAUACGAUGAGGAGGACGAAGCCGAUCUACACGACAAACUAUCUCAGAUAACCCCCGUGGCAGAAAUGCUUACAGGGGAGGAAUCCGGCUUCGGCUCCCCGGCUAACUCGACGAAUGCCGGACUAGGUGGUCUCAGCUUCGACGGGAUAUUGUCGGGGAGCACUCUCUCUGCGAAAUCGCGCCUUGUCAACUACUGCGGUCUUGGGCCACUCCCGGUGGACUUUAUGCAUGAAAAUGAUAUCAUUCCAUACCAGCCGUGUCUGAUGCACAUCAUGGAUCUAUUCAACCAACGCAAGAAUUCUUCUGGCUCUGGGAAUUCCACCGACAGUCACCUAGAACGGGAAUGGCAAACCAUCUAUGCGCAGUCUGUCACUGGGGAGUUCCAAGCACAGACUCGGCUUAUGGAUCUGCUCGGUUUCAAACAGGCAUUGUACUCGGAAGAUAUUGAUGUGGAGGACGCGAAAUAUUUCCAUGAGGAAAUGGAAAAGAUCAACUAUUUCGGUUAUGCUGAAACCGAGGCCCGCCCCUAUAUCAAAGACUUGAUCGACGAAACGCUUCGUCAGAAAAAGAGACUCUUCCUUUCACAUUUCACCAGCACCACGCACCACCCUUGGGGCACACCUGAAGGCUGGAACCGAGAUAAAUAUUUCGGUGAUCUCCACAAAUCACAACACGAACUCAUGGAUGAGUUCCUCAACGCAAACCGCUUUGUCGACACAUGGCUCGGCGACCUAAUGGGCAUGCUAGGGGAAGCUGGCAUCGCCAACGAGACCUUGACAGUCUUCGUGGGAGACCACGGCCAAGCAUUUGGAGAAGACUGCCCCGUCACAGGAACCUAUCACAACCCACACAUCAGCAACUUCCGCGUACCCCUAGUAUUCCACCACCCCUUAUUACCCCGCAUGCACCUUAAUGUCAACGGCAGUGCCGUAUCCAUCCUCCCGACAAUCCUCGAUCUCCUCGUGAACACCAACUCUCUCAACGCAGACGACACAGAAAUUGCCCUGGAUCUAUUGAACGAGUAUGAGGGCCAGUCCCUCAUCCGACCAUACCGCACCUCACACAACGGCCGCGAAGCCUGGAACAUGGGUGUUAUUAAUGCCGGUGGCUCGAUGCUGAGUGUUGGCUCCGCGGCUGUGCCCUGGCGUCUCAGCCUGCCAUUAAACAAUGACUUCGAGUACCGAUUUACGGACUUGAGUAAGGACCCGUAUGAGCUUGAGCCUGUCACCGGCUGGACCAUGAGCUCGCUUGCUGCGGAGGUUCAUUCCAAGCAUGGGUCUGAGGCUUUUGAUUGGGCUCAGAAGGCCGAGAAGGUUGGUCUUUGGUGGGUUGCGGAGAGGAAGAAGCUUUGGAAUUAUAGUGAUCCUGAUGAGUGA